Molecule: messenger RNA, 866 nt
Organism: Rhipicephalus microplus (southern cattle tick)
Lineage: Eukaryota; Metazoa; Arthropoda; Arachnida; Ixodida; Ixodidae
Product: fatty acid synthase-like
Biological process (GO): fatty acid biosynthetic process
Molecular function (GO): 3-oxoacyl-[acyl-carrier-protein] synthase activity; oxidoreductase activity; fatty acid synthase activity
Source: RefSeq, a predicted model, not a curated record
CGUGGGAAGAGGCAGAACGGCGAUGUCCUCCCGACGUGUACCCUGCGUGCCACAACGCUGAAGAUUCUGUGACAGUUUCCGGCACUGCCGAAGCGGUAGAAAAAAUGGUCGAGCAGCUACAAGCCGAGAACGUAUUCGCCCGCAAGGUGGACAGCAUGGGAGUUGCUUUUCACACAAAGUACGUCCACCACAUCGGCCCUCUCUUCCGUAGCGCCCUUGAAAAGAUUAUACCUCAACCAAAGCCACGCAGCAAGCGCUGGAUCAGCACGUCGGCGCCUGAGAGCCGUUGGAAAGAACCUGGUGCACUGCAAUGCUCCGCCGAGUACCACACGAACAACUUCGUAAACCCAGUGCUGUUCUGCGAGGCUCUGAAACAUGUGCCCAAGGACGCUAUCUUGCUGGAGAUAGGACCACAUUGCCUCCUGCAAGUGAACGUGUGCCCGGGCAACGAAGUCCGACGCUAUACAAGCAAUGCACGCUCCACAUCGAUAGCCGUCAACGAAGCAUCGGCCGUCAAUGAUCUGAACUGUGGUGAGGCGAUCCUGCGAAGAGCUGUAGGCCCUGAUGCCAGCUGCGCGGGCCUCAUGAAGCGCCAUGUGGACAAUGUGGAAUAUUUUCUGCACUCGUUGGGUAAACUUCAUACCCUUGGAGUGGAGAUGGACUUGUCAGUGCUAUACCCUCCAGUUCCGUGGCCCUUGCCCCGCGGUACCCCAAACAUUGGCCACUUGGUCGGCUGGGACCAUUCUCAGAGCUGGGAUGUUGCACACUGGAAGGACUUUCCUUCGCCUGAACAGGCCAAGGAGGAUGUCUUGAAAGUCGACCUAGAAGCCACAGCAAGGACAAGUACCUCGCUGGUCAUCAGCUAG